AUAAGAACAACAGUACAGGAUGCGCCUUGGGUUAGGGGGAUGUGAAAAGCCCUCAGUCCUUGUGCUCUUCCCUGUGCCAGAGCGUCUGCGUCCCAGCCCUCACUUCUCCUUGGAGCUCAGCUGCGCCUGCUGCUGUCACUGCAGGGCCACCAGCCUCCUGCCAAGAGGAACACAGGGCCAUGAUGGCCACCUCUGCUGGGCUGCCGCUGCUGCUGCCGCUGCUGCUGCUGCUGCUACUGCUGGGCCAGCCCCAGGCGGGGGCCGGCGCUCACAGGGAAGCCGUGGUGUGCGCGGGGAACGCCUGCUACACGGCCCACUGGGGCAGGCUGAGCGCUGCCGAGGCCCAGCUUCACUGCAGCAAGAACGGGGGCAACCUGGCCACGGUGAGGAGUGAGGAGGAGGCCUGGCACAUCCAGCAAGCUCUCACCCAACUCCUGGAGUCAGAGGUGACCAUGGCAGGUUGGGUGGGCAAGUUCUGGAUCGGGCUCCAGCGCGAGAAGGGCAAGUGCUUAGACCCCAGCUUGCCGCUGAAAGGCUUCAGCUGGGUGGGCGGCGGGGAGGACACGCUUUACACCAACUGGAACAAGGAGGUCAGGAGCUCUUGUAUCUCCAGGCGCUGCGUGUCCCUGCUGCUGUAUCUGUCCCAGCCGUCCCAAGCCAGCCAUCUGCCCAAGUGGUCUGAGAGCCCCUGCGGGAGCCCGACCUCUCCGGGAAGCAAAAUCGAGGGCUUCGUGUGCAAGUUCAGUUUCAAAGGCAUGUGCCAGCCUCUGGCUCUGGGGGGCCCAGGCUGGGUGAACUACACGACCCCGUUCAAUGCCACCAGCUCUUCCCUGGAGGCCGUGCCCUUCGCCUCUGCGGCUACUGUGGCCUGUGGGGCCAGGGAAGAUGGUCAGGAGCAUUACCUCAUGUGCAGGGAGAAGGCCCCUGAUGUGUUCGACUGGGGCAACUUGGGCCCCCUCUGUGUCAGCGCCCAGUAUGGCUGCAGCUUCAACAACGGGGGCUGCCAGCAGGACUGCUUUGAGGGGGGCAAUGGCUCCUUCCGCUGCGGCUGCCGUCCGGGCUUCCGGCUGCUCGAUGACCUGGUGACCUGUGCCUCCCGGAACCCUUGCAGCUCCAACCCAUGCGGAGGGCCAGCCACCUGUGAGCAGGGACCCCAUGGGAAGAGCUACACGUGCCACUGCCCCCAAGGCUACCAGCUGGACUCAAGUCAGCGGGACUGUCUGGACGUGGACGAGUGCCAGGAAUCCCCCUGCCCACAGGAGUGUGUCAACACCCCUGGGAGCUUCCGCUGUGAGUGCUGGGUGGGCUAUGAGCCCGGCGGCCCUGGGGAGGGGGUCUGUCAAGAUGUGGACGAGUGUGCGCCUGGCCGCUCGCCCUGCUCCCAGGAGUGCACCAACACCGACGGCUCCUUCUACUGCUCCUGUGAGAAGGGCUAUGUUCUGGCCGGUGAGGACAGCACCCAGUGCCAGGACGUGGACGAGUGUGCGGACAUGGAGAAUGGCCUUUGUGACAGCUUGUGCCUCAACACACAGGGGUCCUUCCGCUGCGGCUGCCUGCCGGGCUGGGAGCUGGGCCUGGACGGGGUCUCGUGCACCCCUGGCCCCACGUCCCUGGCACCACCUUCUGGGCCUCCCCAGGGGGAGGGUGCGGGAGAUAGAGAGGGGAAGCUUGUGUAUUCUGCCACAGUGUCCAGGCCCACCAGGGGCCCUGAGGGCACCUCCAAGGAGGCACCCACCACAAAGGGACCCUCCUUCCCACGCAAUGCCCCCAUCACCCUGGCCGCACCUGACGUGCUGGCUCCCAGUGGGCCCCCUGGUGUUUGGAUGGAGCCCAGCACCCAUCACGCCAUGGCCACCACUGGCAGAGUGGAGAAUACUGACGAGGAUUCCGUGGCCAAGCAAAGCGAUGAGGGCACCGAUGGGCAAAAGCUGCUGUUGUUCUAUAUCCUGGGCACCGUGGUGGCCAUCUUACUCUUACUGGCUCUGGCUCUGGGGCUGCUGGUCUAUCGCAAGCGGAGAGCAAAGAGGGAAGAGGAGAAGGAGAAAAAGCCCCAGAACGCGGCUGACAGCUACUCCUGGGCUCCAGAGCGAGCAGAGAGCAGGGCUUUGGAGAAUCAGUACAGUCCGACGCCAGGGACGGACUGCUGAAGGUGAGACGGCCCCAGAGACACUGACAAUUGGCCACCACCUCCCUCAGAGUUUACGCACCCCAUCAGAAGGGGGGACUCAUAUCCUUCCAAAAGACUGGACUGGAAUCUUAGCAAACAGUUGUAAACCUUCUUAAAAGCCUGGCCAUUUGGAAUAUAAAGGUAUUUUCUACAUGUGUGUGGUAUUCCUGAAGUGGAAGCAAUGGGUUGGGAUGUCAUUUGGGGAAUUUUGUGAUUAUUAACAAUUCUCACUCCCUUAUCUUGUCAAAUGCAAAUGUGACUAAUUUCAAGUCUCCCACUGAUUCUGGAUUAGGGGCUUACAAAUCAGGUGCUAACAGGGCUCCUUUUGAACUGCUUCUCUGCUCACUGGAAUCAUCUAAGAAGAAAAGGUGGCCUGCUAAUGCUAAUUAGGAUUGGAAUGAUUUGUUCCUCUUGGUAGAACAGAGACUAAGUCAGUUGUUUAAUUACAUAAGAAACUUUUUUUUUUCUUUUAGUCAAAAGGAACAUAUUCAGGACUGGAAACGUUUCUUAACAUUUGUGUUCAUGCAUUUUCUCAUCAUAAGCCCUGCUGAGCUUUAUAGUUGGAAUCCUGCAGAAUGACCAGAGUACGCUGAUCUGCUUAGGUAGCAAGGACGCUGGAAGUUUAGAAAUUGCAUUUCCUAGUUCUUAGUGUCUUUAAUGGUCUUGGAUUUAUUUGUAAGUGAAGUCUGGAAAGUGUGGGAGAAGUGUGAAGUGAGUCGAAAGUGUUUUUGAAAGCAAGUACUCCAAAGAGCUUGAGAGAGAAGCCCGGGGUUUGUUUCACAAAUACUUGAAUUAAUCCAUCUAAAUGCACUUGCGUUAACACAUACUAUUGAUAAGGUGAACGCACACAAGGAAAAAAGCUGGAGGUCUUGUCUCUGGGCUAGUGUAGCCCCGAGACACCUCCCAUGCCACCUGCCUUCUCUGCAUGCUGCUCUGAAUUUAAACGUUCUGACCGCAAAUGGACGAAGUCCUGAGAAGUCUCUCAUUCUGAUUCUUAAGGCUGUGUGACCGGGAUAAGAUGCUGAGUUUUAAAAGUUGGCAUCAUAAGGAAUUUUAACAUAGCUCACAGCUGUAUUGCUUCCUGAGAACAUGAUCCUGACUUGUGGCUGUAGCUUGCAAGUCAGGGACCACAGGGACCGGCAGUCAGUACACUGUCCCCAUUCUGUUUGAAGAACGUUUGUCACAUUUUUCUCUAUUUCUUAAAAAAGCGGGGGAGAUGGGAGGGAGAGAGAAAAAGAGAAUGGCUCAAAUCUUUUGCAACCACAAAAACCACUCAAAGCAGUUUUAAUUUAUUUUUAAAUGCUCCCUUGCAAAGGUUUUCCUUCCCUAUGUAGUGGUGGAGAGUACUGUCUCCCCACACAGUUCUGCCUGGGUCACUGGAAAGCAGCUCAGGGAUUCAUCAAUGGUCAGAGCUGUUAAAAAUUGCCUGACUAGCACCGGGAGACCUCAGGUCAUCUGCAGGCUUGUUGUGUCACCUUGUAGAACAGAAUGGGAGUGUGUUUCCUUCUAGGGAUUCCAAAAUCUGCCUCUGAGAACCAGCGUGUCCUAUUGUUUCUGGUUUUGUGUUAGAAACACAUCUGCCCCAGAGGCAGACACCUGGGGCAGGAAGAGCAGCCAGGUGCAUGGCCCUCAGAGUUGAGUAAAUAUCCUUCAGCUAAUUUUGAAACGCAAAUGCUAUAUUUUCGGGUCUUUUUGUUUUGUUUUGUUUUAAGAAAAUGGGUAACUGAUGGAAUGAGUGGGUGUAAGGAAAGAUAAAGGUUUUGGAGGACUUAGCAAGGUAUUUGGAACUUUUGCUUUUUAAAGACAUCUAAUAUUAUUUAGAUUUCAGUUUAAAUACUGAUGCUUAACACCCAAGGAGACAAAGGUUGUAUCCACUGGCCACAGGACCCUUGGUUGUCUGUUGUGUGGGAACCAACCAUGCCACUCUUCGGACGAUUUUAGAGUUGGCUGGAUGCAUUGCUGACAAUAUCCGCACUUACAUGAAAUAAAUGCAAAUUCAACAGUUUUUCCUCCAGACAUUUACAAUUCCAUCUUGUAACUAGAAGAAAGGAGGCAUCCCUAUUCUAGGCUUCCCCUAAGCCCCUCUGGGGAUCUGUGGGACCUUGUAUUGGCUGAGGUCCCAAAUGUGCCCUCUCAUUUUUAGAGUCUGAUGUCUUCUGCAGUGCAGCCCCGAUUCUGGCUUCUGUGUUCGAAUCUCUCCGUGGAUAAGAAGCCCUAUCCCUGACAGCAUGAAGACCGCAGAUCCCCACCAUGAAACAUGCAAGGGGAGAAAUGGUCUGGUAAAUAAUUUCCCAAUGUCCCCUCCAGCAGAAUCUGCCCCUUUCUGGGUAGAUGAGCCCUACCUUGUUUCCCAGCCGCUCCGACCAGCGGCCAAGAUCUCAGAACUGGAUGACUUUAGGCAGUGAAUUUGAUGAAAACCACUGGCUUCAAACAGAUGCUGUUCUCCUAUUUGAUAUCUCUGUCAUUUUGUCUGGGGGAUGGGAAUCUCUGUUUGGGGAGAUGGGGGCCCACAGCUGUGGAUAAACAAAUGCUCACUGUCCGUGUGGCCAUUAACUAAACGCCCAUUGGCCAACAGUACUUUUAUCCAGAAGCUCCCCAUGUGCCUCGUCCAUGACAUAGUCUGAGAAAUGGAAGAGGUGGAGCAUGGGAGAGGUAGGCUCUGCCAUGUACAGACUCCUCCAGCUGUGUCCCUGAGCUGGGCAGGGGAAGACCGGGCACUGUUCUGUCCGUGAGCUGCCAAGCAGCAGAAUGGCCAGGGCAACGGGGAAAGGGUGACAGCUUCACUUGGCAACAAUCUCAAAGACAAUGGAGACUUGUGUCCAAAUAGAAUUUCCCAUAUUCAAUAAUUCUAGGAUGCUCCUGGAAAAACUAUAUUCAGAACAAACCCACCCCGUCCCCUCUCCCUGUCUCCCACGGCAGAUCAUGUAAGGGGAGGAUGUCUCCUAAAACAUGCAGCCCACUAUGCUCCUUCCUGAAUUCAAGGAUGCUCCCUGCUCUUUCUUAUUCACUUGCACGCGUGAUGCAGGACAAGCCCCACCUCGGCAUCUGAGGAGUGUAUAAAGCAAAGGUGGGGCAGUUAUCUGAAAAUGCCUUGGAAGUGGUGGACCCGGUGGGGCCUUUAGUAGGGUGAACCCACCUCUGCUCAGUAUUGUGACCUCGAGGCUGGUGUCCCUAUGGUUCACCCACAUGCCUGAUUAUCAUAAUCAUGACAUCUGGUGCUACAUACCUGCGUGGUGUUUUCCCAGCAGCAUAAAGUGGGUGACUCAAGUGGGUUCUUGAGGGAUGCAGGCUGACAUCCUCCUUGUGAUUAGGCAAAAAGGUGGAAUAAAAAGUUAAACAUGUAUGUGAGCGUGUUUAUGUACAUGGUACAGGAAGAACUAAGUUGGAAAUCAGUCUCUCUCCAUGAAACACACACGUGCGUGUUGCUGUUUUUACCUUCCAAUCAGGAGCCCCAGUUUGAACACAUCCUGAUGGGACCUGGAGUUUUACCACAGAACGACCUUUGGAGAAUACGGAUGUGAUCAUUAACUAAUUUUAUCCAACCCUCUCUCUCAUAAAUAUUCCUGUGAAAACUAAGAGAACAGAGGGGAGAUUUGACCCAAAAAAAGUACUAAUUCAAAAUAAUGCAGAUUUUAAAAGCAAAUAUAGGACAGCCUUUUCCUAUUAUUUUUCUCCUUAGCUUCUCCAUUGUCUGAAUCAGGAAAACAGGAAAGCAUGGCUUUCUAGCAGCUGCAAAAUGGUGUAAUGUCCCCUCCAUAUUUCCAUCACCUUGAACAAUAGAUUUAGCAUGGGAAUCUGAGAUAUGAUCCCUGAAAACAUCUGUCCCUGUCUGGCUGCAAAACCUAUUGCUCAUGUCUGUGUGGUUUGUGGCAUUUGUUCACACACACACACACACACACACACACACAA
This is a messenger RNA of Ailuropoda melanoleuca (giant panda), 6076 nucleotides long. It is a transcript of the gene CD93, whose product is annotated as CD93 molecule. Gene Ontology annotation, molecular function: calcium ion binding. The transcript has 2 exons. Lineage: Eukaryota; Metazoa; Chordata; Mammalia; Carnivora; Ursidae. The record is from RefSeq and is a predicted model, not a curated record. Bases 180 to 2147 code for a protein of 655 amino acids.